Messenger RNA from Ruditapes philippinarum (Manila clam), 3056 nucleotides. Its product is annotated as growth hormone secretagogue receptor type 1-like. Gene Ontology annotation, cellular component: plasma membrane. Lineage: Eukaryota; Metazoa; Mollusca; Bivalvia; Venerida; Veneridae. The record is from RefSeq and is a predicted model, not a curated record. Gene Ontology annotation, biological process: G protein-coupled receptor signaling pathway. Bases 377 to 1600 code for a protein of 407 amino acids. Gene Ontology annotation, molecular function: G protein-coupled receptor activity. The transcript has 2 exons.
UUUUACAUCAGGUUGAAGGCAGUAUAAAAUGUAUCACUUAAGGUUUAUCUAGGUUAAUAAAAUUAAAUAUGAAUGAGUGGCUUUGAAUAUGAAUAAGGUGAACACAGCAAGAGUUAUACAUGUAUUUAAAUUAUCGUUGUUUUCAAAAUGAAUGGAAUUAUUCUGCAAUAUGCUAUAUGGAACCGACCAGAGACAUUGUAGUAUCAUCUUUCAAGAAUUUAUUGACCAGUGGUCAGUUGUAUGAUGUUUUGAUUUAGUUAUAUACCCUGGAUUAAUUAGUGUGGAUUUAAGUGUUGAUAAUAUGCAGAUAGUCGGAUGAAAAGCAGCUGAAUGAGUUAAAGGAAUAUUGAUAUUAUAUGUUGGCAAAAAACUAGUAAUGGAGGAAAGCAUCAAUGCUGCUAAAAUGGCAAAACUUCUAGCAAUAUUGCGGAAGCUGUCAAUGGAGAACAUAUCCGGGAUCCUCAAUACAUCGCUUCCUACUCCAAGUCAUGGACAACCAGUGUCCACAGCGGAGGCGUUCCGAAUAGCUGCACCAGCGGCCAUGAUGAUCGACCGAAUAGUCACGCCCAUUUGGUACGUCAUCGGUAUUAUAGGAAAUCCUAUAACCAUGAAAAUCUGGUUGUCUAAACGUAUGCGAGAGUCAAACUCUUCCGCUAUCUACAUCGGUUCCAUAGCGAUUGUUCACUUCAUUUUCAUAUGGCUUCAUCUGUUACUAGAACUUCAUAUAGCAUGGGGCAUUUCAACAUAUAACAAGCCGACAUUGUGUGAAAUAUUCAACUUUUUAUACAUCAUACCGCAAUAUUUAGCCCCGCUUCUUAUUCUUGGCUUCACGACAGAGAGAUAUAUUGCCGUCUGCUUACCUUUCAAAAAGGAACAAUUCUGCACCGUUCGUCGGGCAUGUAUAGUGGUGUUUGUCUUGACAGUAUUUUCUUUUCUCCUGGGAUCUGUGCAAAUGUACAUGUGGACUUUUAACGUUGAAAGGCAGCUAUGUUAUUACCGGAAAGGAGCAAAACCGUUCUAUGUCAUAUGGACGUGGAUUUCUGAAAUGCUUAUUUUUGCCGUGGUCCCUCUAUUAGUGUUAAUUUUCAAUAUCCUUGUAAUUCGCGAAAUCAAACUUUUAACGCGGAGAGCUUCUUUUAGGAUGCACCGCGAUAGUAAUAAUCGCGGAAACGCAAAUCAAACAUCGACCGUUACGCUUCUAUCUGUCUCAUUUUAUCUGAUUUGCACUUUACUACCAGCAACUAUCGUAUAUGCAAUGCAAUCAGUGAUCAAGACUGGGGAACAUACAAUACCAUACAAUAAAUGGUCGGAGGACCCACAGUGGCAAAAAUAUCUGAUUUAUUUCACUAUCAGAAAAAUUGUAGAAGAAAUUACGUUUUCAAACUACGCGUGCUAUGUGUUCAUUUAUUACAUAACUGGGUCAUACUUCAGAACGGAAGUUCAUAAAAUUCUGUGUUUUAGACUGUGCCGCAAUAAAAGUAAAAGAGAUGUUCAGAGGACAUCAACGAAGACAAGUACCCAUGCUGAGCAGUAUACUUUGAUAACGACAAACGGCAAACAGGAAAUUUGUCAAACUGAAACUGCAUCUGUUGCUGUUUAAUUUUAUGUCAUUAUUUGUUGUUGUUUUUCUUGUUGUGCAAGAAUUUCUGCAUAAGAACAGGAUAAUACCACUAAAUACAUGUAUUUUCCUAGGUUAUUUCAAUAUGAAAUCUAAUUUGAAAUCUCAAUAAUUCAAACUGGUUAGAUUUUCUUGCUUGUCAAAAAGCGGUAAAGCUGCUUCAUCAAAAAACUUUAUAAAAUGAACACAAUUGCGUUUAGUUUGACACACGAACAUCUCAAAUCUCACUAAAUAUUAGAUUUAUCAUCUCUGUAAGUUCUUCUUUUGAACGUGUAUGAUAACAUUGCAUUUUUUUAUUAAGUUAUGCUGAUUUUCUUUCGAGAAACAUAAUUUCUUAAUAUGUUUGGCGUGACAUCUGUUAUCUAAUCCUUUAAAUUCUGAAUAGAGUUAUAUUUUGUAAUCUUUUAGAUAAAGGCUUUUUGAAAUUUGCAAAAGUUAAUGUCGCCUGAAAUUCUUAUUUUAAACAAUAAGGUUUUGUUUGCUAUGUCUGUUAUUUUUCUAAUCCAGUAAAGCCAAAGAAAGUGGAACGGUGUGUAAAUAAAAACAACAUUUGUUUUCCUACAUAUUUUUUUCGUAUGUAUUUUUUUUUCAUUUUUACAGCUCGUUUUCCUUUUUAUCUGUGUCUUCUUUUUUACAAUUGGCGCUUUUUACAAUUUGCUUUUUAAAUAUUUGCAUUUUAAGAGAAACUUAUCAGAAAAAGAAACAAUGUUCCGGAAAAGGCGGAUCAAAUAGCUACCUUGUUCAACAACAGUAUAAACCAUUUUUCUUGUACAACAAACAUAAGGCUGAAUAUUUUUCUAUCUUAACCUAUAUAUAUAGAUUUUCUAUUUCCUGGUCGCAUACAAACAGAGCGCUGACUCGUUCCACGUAACACUAUUACACUUCAACAAUAAUUUAAAAAAUAGGUGAUUGUGUGUUAUUGUUCAAAUAUAUUAUUAAAUGUCUUGUCUUAAAUACUUGCAUCUCAAUAACUAUUCAAUACAGCCCUAAGAUCCUCUUCUGUUGAGGAAAAAAUGGCAGUAUACUCUUUUAAAUGUUAUCUAAAAAAAUAAUAUUGUUUUUGUUUGUUUGGUUUUACGGCGCACCAACUCAAUUUAGAUCAUGUGGCGCCGACACAGGAUAGAUGACUUUGGCUAACAUCGAGUGCUACAAACUAACAGUAACAUCAGGGGUCAAAUCCACUUCACCUCCCAGAGCUAACAAAUGCAUAGACUCAAGUUAUUCUAACCGAUUAAGUCGCCUCUAACGACCAAGCAGGGCUAAACGGUGGCUGCAAUUCGGAUGCCUCAACCCUUAAAGACAACUCCUCAGCCGCAAGGGGAAAAUGAUAUUAAUCAGUCCUUAAAUGUUAAUUUAAUUAUCAGAUAACAAACAACAAAACACCGCGUCUCAAUUAAAUCAUAACAUGCUUGUACAUAUAUCGUUAUUUAUAUUUUCA